AUGCGCCACCGCAGCCCCGCGAAAAAAUCUCCGCUCCGCUCCCCAAACAACCUCAUCGCGAACCCCUCUUUAAUCCCACCCCACCAUACCCCCAACCCUCACAAUGCCGGGCUCACCCACCGCGCGCAUCAACUCUCCACCGCCCUCCAAGAAGCCCAACAAACGCUCUUCGACACUGGCGUGCUUCCUCCCACAAAGACACCCUACAAGAUCCACGUCGUAUCUACACAUAACAAUUCAGAUCAUCCUCGCACUGUCUAUGACAAUGCACGCUCGGAGAAGCAGACGCGCGGGGUGGCCUACGCGCGGGCCAGGCGUUUGCUGGGACGCGACAGCAUCGUUAUCCUCGACGGGAUGAACUACAUCAAGGGGUAUCGGUAUCAGCUUUGGUGUGAAGCUAAGGCGCUGGGGACGAGUUGCUGUGUUGUUCAUGUUGGAACGCCUAUCGACCAGUGCGUCGCGAACAACGAGGCUCGACUGCGGCGGAAAGAACAACAGGGUACUCCAGACGGCGAUAACGACACUGGAAGCCAGACUGAGACAGCCCACAACAGUACCGACGCCUCUCAAAAACAAGAGAGUCAGGAGGAUCAGAAGGAUCAAACAGCACAGGGCGAGGAAGACCCCUACCCAGCCGCCCUCCUCAACAACCUCAUCUUCCGCUACGAAGAACCAAGCACCCACAGCCGCUGGGACAAGCCCCUCUUCACAGUCCCCUGGUCGGACCCCGAACCCCCCUCAGCAGACAUCUGGACCGCCCUAACCGGCACCCCGCACCCCUCGCACACCCCAGAAGACCCCAACGACCCCCCCACCAUCUCCCCCCUAGCAGCCGCUCUAUCCAACACCCACCUUACCUCCGCAGCCAGCAUCGCACCCUCAACAACAACAACCAGAGCAGGCGGCUCCACCAACCGACUCGGCCGCCCAAAGAUCAAACCCCACCAAGCCACCGCCCUCCCCGCAGCAACAGACUCCUCCCUCCUCUACAGCUUCGAAAAGCGCACCUCCUCCAUCAUAACCGCCAUCCGCACAUUCACCCUCUCCCACCCCUCUGCCUCCGCCGCCCUCGCCCAAUCCUCCGCCUCAAAUCCAAACUACAACAACAACCAACCCUCCGGAAUCACCAUCCCCGUCCCAGACACCCCCGAAACCAUCUUCAUCCCCGCCCACAUCGCAACAGCAGGCUCCACCGACGAACUAGCCGGCGCAGGCGGCAUCCUCGCCCUCCCGCGCCUGCAGCGUCUGCGCAGACAGUGGAUCGCCAUGAACCGCGCGCACGUCGCCUCCAACUACGGGUCGAACCCGGGCGGGCUGAGCGCGGAGCAGGUUCCGGGGGCUUUUGUGCGGUUUUUGAAUGCCGAGUUGGCGGGGGAUGAUGAGUGA
Aspergillus candidus is the source of this 1386-nucleotide messenger RNA. RefSeq names its product putative RNA polymerase II Elongator complex associated protein Kti12. Lineage: Eukaryota; Fungi; Ascomycota; Eurotiomycetes; Eurotiales; Aspergillaceae. The record is from RefSeq and is a predicted model, not a curated record. The transcript is spliced from 3 exons. The coding region runs from base 1 to 1386 and encodes 461 amino acids.